AUGUCCACCAUCCUACCAACCAGCUCUCGAGCAGCCGCCAUCGGUGUCCGGGCAGUUAGGCAAUAUGCUGCCGCCGCGCUCAAGCCCGCGCCGGAGGGAGAAGCGUCAUCCUCUGCUGAAGCUGGUCCUUCUCGCCCUAAGCCUCCACCCACCCCGCCACAAACAAAUACGCGGCGCCCGGCUUACAGCCCCCGGCUACCAAUCAGCGACACUGGCGAUCUACAUGCCACCACUCAGACCGCAAGCUACCAGCGGGGCAAGCUGCCAACAUCGCUGAGGGGGAUGGCACGCCAGGCGGCGGUCCGCAAGGCUGAAGCCUUCGCCAAGGCACUCAAAGCCGCGGCACCGCCGGAAACGGUGAUCGACCACGGACAAAUCACCAACUCUCCCUCUGCACUCAAAACACCGAUUAGACUGCUCUCCAAGGAUGAGCCGACGCUGGCAGACCUCCUCGAGCGGAAGCCAGCUCCUCCCCGAUACGCCAGGGAUGAGCCAGCGUACGCUAGGAGCUACCAGGAGGUGUAUCAGAGCAUCGAUGAUGCGUUUAUCAGGGAUCAGCUGGCGCCGAUGGUGAAGCAGAUGGGGAUAACGAUGAAGGCCAGGUCGGCGAAGCGGAAGAUGAUCCCGAAGAUCUUGUCGGAAUUCGGGUGGGAUCCCCCAGUCUAUCUUGGUGGAGAUGGACCUGCUGCGAAUCGAGAUUUUCAUAUGGAGGAGUCAGACCUCUUUCUUCUGCUAAAGGAAGAGGGAGUUCUUUCACCUCUGCUGCGGAAACGAAAUCCCCUCUCAUUCACCCUCGUGGAGCAUCCCAACAACACGAAGCAGAAUAAGGGAGAGAUGUCCGGACCACGUUGGACGAUACUACGAGCGACGGGGGACGAGAAGAGUCUUGAUUACUUGGCUGGGAUUCUGAGAUCGCGCCGAGCUAUCAAACAUACCCAGACCUUCGAUACCAGCGAGCUCGGCGGCUAUCACCCCUCCAGUACGCUUAUGCGGGCCAUCCCGAGCGCCUACGGCUGUCACAUCGAGAUGACUGGGAAACACACAAUACGGCUGACAAGUGCGCACCCCGCAACAAACAAGAGGGUGUUCCGCCUACUCGCUCAGGCUGCUUCACGAGUCAACCCCCUCCCAUCUGCUCACAUCAACGCCACAAUACUCCCGGGUCAAGCACCUUUCGCCGACGGCUCCACCUCAGGCAAGGGCCUGUUGACGCUGAGCCCAUUCCAGACUUCACCUCGGGACCAGCUUCCAUGGCACAUCUCGUCCAACAUCGAGGGGUGGCAUCUGGCUCGAUUACGGAGGACAGUAGUGUGGGAUGCGAAAUCGCACAGGUCCGGUGAGAUACAUCGCGAGGAGAAGCUACAGGAGACCAAGGUGUGGCUGAAGGCGGAAGAUGCGGUGGAGUUGGGGUCGCUGGGCGAGGUGGUACGCAACAGCACGGAGAGUGUAGAGAGGGAUGCAAAUCCAGCGGCGGAGUCAUCUGUCCUGCUCACCUUCGGACACCUUGUCACGCGUGUUCGAGAUCCUCUCACCGUCGCUCUGUACUCUGGUACACCAGGCUCGUCAACUUUCAAUCGUCAUCCCUCCCUCCCCAACUCCCAAUUCGUACAAUUCCUUCCGAACGCCCCACCCGCAAUGAUCCACUAUCCUAUCGAGACCACAACCAAGCGCAUACGGCGAUUACGCUACCGGUGUAUCGACUCGGGCACCGAGGUGGCGAUGAACCGGCAUCUCGUAUUCACCUGGCAAUACCCGGCCAAGCCGGACGCAGCAAUGAAGGAUGAAUUGGAUUCGCAGAAAGCAUGGAUGGAUGAGCUCAACGCGAUGAUGGACAAGGCCGAGGCGGACGUGGAGGACGAUGCGGAUGACCAGACGGAGACGGAAGGAGAAGAGCAGAGCCGGGAGCGGAUCCACGUCAAGGAGGACGCCGACAUCCAAGCCGAUCUCGAUUCGGAGAUGGCGCUCGACCAGACACCCCUAGAGGGUGACAUACCCUACGAACUCAAGAACCCCAUCACCGCAGACAUCCACACCCUCUCCACUGCCAAUCUCCGCCUCCCUGACCGUCCCAUCGAUGUCCACUUUGCAGCCCGGUCCAUCGCGCAAAUCCCGGUCCAACACCUCGCCUUCAGUCUCUCGGGCGUACGCGAGUUCUUCCGCUACCUCCACAAGAUCGAGAGAGGGGAGAAGUUCCCCAUGCGCCCGCCGCCCUCGGAGAUCACGUAUGAGGUUGAAGGCAGACCGCACCGGUUCCUGCUAUUGCUGGAUGAGGAGUGCGAGGUUGGGGAGGUGGACAAGGGGGAUGGGGUGGUACUGAGGACUGUCAAGAGCUUUGAGCCGAAUGUCGUUUGGUCCAAGCCGAAUGUUCACACCGAGCUCGAGUCCAAAAGUCCAGUCUCGGACACCUUUUGGCGGCAGUUCGCAGAGGUCUCGCGAGACGUCCCGGCGGGAUCAGCAUCGGCAUUGAGGGAGAUCCCAUCCUAUUGA
Messenger RNA from Dioszegia hungarica, 2487 nucleotides. RefSeq lists its product as uncharacterized. The record is from RefSeq and is a predicted model, not a curated record. The transcript is spliced from 7 exons. NCBI's taxonomy places the organism in Eukaryota, Fungi, Basidiomycota, Tremellomycetes, Tremellales, Bulleribasidiaceae. The coding region runs from base 1 to 2487 and encodes 828 amino acids.